Cyphomyrmex costatus is the source of this 559-nucleotide messenger RNA. RefSeq names its product pheromone-binding protein Gp-9. The transcript has 5 exons. Bases 33 to 524 code for a protein of 163 amino acids. Gene Ontology annotation, molecular function: odorant binding. Lineage: Eukaryota; Metazoa; Arthropoda; Insecta; Hymenoptera; Formicidae. The record is from RefSeq and is a predicted model, not a curated record.
GUUUGUUGGAGUGAAGAUAUUAUUUGAACAAAAUGAAAAGUCUCGUGCUUUGCGUCUGUGUUUUCAUACUUGCUUUUCAGUUGUCUGAUUCAUCAGAAUUAAGAAAACAAGUUACAGAUACCAUAACAAAUACAUACGAGAGUAGUAUUCGAGAAUGCAUGACUGAAAACAAUGCGACUGAAGGUGACUGGUACACGAUGGAAGAAAUGUCGACUAAUGUGUAUGCCAAUCCCGAAAAUGCAGAAAGAACAAGGAGACUUGGCUGUUGGAUUGCGUGUAUCAUGAAAAAGUUAAAUAUCCUCAUGGCUGACGCAAAUAUUAAAGAAGCGACACUUGAAGAAAAAAUAGAAAUGAUGUUUUUUGCUGAUCCUGACAAUAAAGGCACACUACACAGAAUUAGACGUAAAUGCUUGAAAGAAGUGAGAGAUAUUACACAAGAAUGUGAGAAAUGCUUUUCUCUGUUGAAAUGCUAUUUGAAAGAAGUACAUGAUCUACAACAUAUAAAUCAUCAAAAACAUAUAUAAAAAUGAAGAAGAAAAAGGAAAACAGAAACAGAACA